UGCUAAAUCAAAACUCUAUAAUUUAAUAAAAUCAAAUUGUGAAUUAGUUUAAAUUUCCAAAUUAUGAAAUAUAUGGUCAAUUUCUUUUUUCUCUAUUGAACAACAAAUUGAAUUCGUUUUUUUUUUUUGUAACUUUUUCAAUUCUUUUUUAUAUGUUGAAGCCCAUUCCGAUAUUUUUUUCAGAAAUAAUAUUUUCUUUAAAUUAUUUUGGUUCUUUGAUAGUAAUUUCAGAAUUCUGCUGAUUUAAAAGUUUUUUCCAUGAAUGUACAACAUCCACUGUUAUUUCGUCUCAUGUUUCGCUAAUUAAAUCGAUACAAUUUUUUAAAUCGAAAUAAUAUAUAAAACUUUUUAAUUCCAUUAUGAUAUUGACAUAUUUAAUGGAGUAAUUUCUGUUGAAAUAAUUUUUUAAAAUUUAUAAUUAUAUUCUUAUCUAUCGAUCGAAUAAUUGAAAAUAUAUUAAAUAUAAUGGUAAGAUCAUUAAUUUGAAAUAAGAAUCUUGUUCUUUUUCUAAAAAUAUAUCAUUUUUAAAAUUAUCAACAAGUAAUAAUACUUUUGCAAUGUUUCUAUUGUUUUGCCAUAUAUUGGAUUUAAAGUGAUUGAUAUACAUCAUCAAUCAUUGAAAAUAAUUUUGUCAAUAGAAUUAUUAUUUUGAUUCUUAUAUAGUACUACGAAUGUGUGUUUUAAUAAUUGAGAAGUAACACAUUCAGUAACAAAAAGUGGCAGUAAUUUAUGCAUACUUAGAGCAUUAACACAAAAUACUACAAUAAUAUAAUCUUCGUUUUUCUCAUUUUAUAUUGAUUCUUCUUCAUUCGAUAAUAUAAUUUGUGGAAAAAUUUUCCACAUUAAAGUUGUCUCAUAUAUAUUAUAUACAUUUUCUUCAUUUAAUCAUUUUUCAUUUAGUUUUGUUAAUUUUUCUAUUGUAAAUUCAUCUGAUUCGGUUUUUUUUUCAUGAAUAUCUGAACCAUUUAAAUUAUAUCUUUUUUUAAAACGCCAUAACCAAUCACGACUAACCGUAAAAUUUGUUUUGUUUUAAAAUUUGGUUAACUACCAAAUUUUUUAUGCAAUUCUUUUGUUUUUUCUUAUAAAAGACUGUCGCUAAAAAUAUCUUCUUUCAUUUGUCUUUCCAAAAUCCAUUCAAAUAAUCGGAUAUAAUAUUAUAUAUUUUUUUGUAUCUUCAUGUAUAGAUACACGAUAUCUUUUUUUAAUCAAAUUUCUUGGAUUUUUCGAAACUUCUACAUUUUUUCGAUAUCGUUGUUGGUUCUUCUAUGAAGACCAUAUUCCAUAACAAGUUUAUCAAUUGUCAUACCUUUUUCUAAUUUCUGAAUAAUUUCUAAACGUUUUGCUACUGUAGUCACAGUAGUAUAGUAAUGUUCUUUUUGAGAAGUAGAUGCUAUUUCGACAAUUGGUUCAAUUAAUUUUCUUGUAUCUAUAAAUUGUAAAAUAUUUUUUAAUCUAGUUUAGAUAUUAGUUUAGAUAUUAAUUUGUGUCCAAAUAAUAAUGAUAUGAUUAAAAAGAUAAUAUUAUUUAUUUAUUAAUACAUAUUCAUGUAUAAUAUAUCAUCCGUCAAUUUUUUGUAAAAAAAUCUAAAUUCAUUUUAGAUUCAAAAAUCACGAGUCAGUCAUAAAUAAUUGAUACAUAAUUGAUACAUAUAUACAUAUAAUUUUGUAAUAAAUAAAUAAAUAAUUUUGUAAUAAAUUAUAUGAUUAUAAAAAAAGUUCUACAUAUGUUUAGAAAUAUAUAAUUUUAUAUCAAAAUCUUCUUUCAUUUAUUAAAUUUUAAUAUUUAAAAUUGCAUCUACACAUUUGUAUCAUAAAUUUAAUGAUUAUAUAAUUUUAAUUAUUUUUCUAAAUCUAUUUUAUAAUAUAAUAAAAUAUUUAGUUUAUAUUAAAUUUCAAAUUGAUUUUAAACUAAUUUUUUAAAGCUAAUAACAUAAGUUUAAAAUACUAUCUUAUAUAUAUAUAUAUUAUCAUAAUAUUUCACUUUAUUAGUCUUACUUUAUUAUUAUUAUUUCACAAAUUUACAAGCAAGUUGGAGAUAGAUAACAAUAAAUAAUUCCUGGAAUACAUAAGUACAUCGAAUGUGACAGCUAAGGGAGCACCACUUUAGUUAUAAUUCAUUAUAUAUACAAUUACAUUCUUAUUUACAAUUCAGACACAUUCCUCAUACAAGAUAUACAUUUAACAUACAUUUAUUUCAAUGAAGAAGUUUACUAAUUCAUCAACAGAAUAUAUUGAAAAAUAUAAAAAUGUGCAAAAAGAAACAGUUGUUACAAUUGCAAAGCCUUCAUCAAAUAUCAUUAGUUUAAAAGAAUUGGCAGAUGAUACAUGGUUGUGGAAAAAAAGUCAAAAGGACUAUACUAAAACACUUAAAAAAUGUAAGAUCAAAAAAAUAAAAAAGAAUAAGAUAUUAGCAGAAGAAAAGAUAUUUCAAAUAAUUGAAGCCGAAAUUCCAAAAUCUGUGGAAGAACGAAUAGAAGAAAUAUUAAAAGAAAUUAAAAAGAAAAAAAUGGAAUUUGUAGAAGAAUAUCGAAUCGAUGAACCAAUACAUUUUAAAAACUAUUGUAUUAGUGAUAGUGAUUUAGAUUAUUAUGAUAAUAUUCAUUUUGUAGAAGCAAGAAAAUAUAUUACCGGUAGAUUACGAAAAUUAGCAAAAUUUGAUAAUUUAAUGACUGAUUUAGAAAUAGAAAUUAUUGAUACUUAUAAACAAUUUCUUAUAAAAUCUAUACAAGAAGAUUAUCCAAUAGUCAUACGAGCACCUGUUCCGUGGCAUCAAUCUAAAGUGAUGGCAAGUCAUUUAAUGUAUUAUAAUUUAUUUAUUGGAAAUGAAAUAUUGAGAAAUGUUCAAAAUUUAUAUUUUAUCAAAUAUUAUGAAUUAACGAUAGUAGAUCUUCAAGAUCUGGGAACUUUUCCUAUUCCAGCAAAUGAAAUAUUACCGAAAAUAAGUUUAUUAUGUGAUAAAACUACAGAUUAUCUCAUUAGAUAUUGGUUAGCCGAUGUUGCUGAACUUUUUUUAGAAAAAAAAUACGCUUGGUCUUGUUUUUUUGAAAAACAUUAUAAUGCAUCUACAGUAUUGAUAGAAAAAUAUUUUAGAAGUGUAAAUUCUCUUUUAUCUAUACAAUUACGAAUGAUGAUAAUGAAAACAUUAAAUAAUAUUAGAGAUUUUUUCAUGGAAUAUAAAAGUGGAAAUUAUUUUGAGGGUGAUUACAAAGAUCUUAUGUUUUACAAAAUUCCUUUUAUAACAAUAUCAGUAGUACCAAAACUUGGUACUUUUUUAUUAAACUGUAAACCGAGUGUUUUAGAAGUACUUGUAAUAAUAUCACAUUGUUUUGAUAAAAUUUUAAAUGUUGGAACAUUGAUUCCAAAAAUUGAAAGUAUUUUAUUUCCUGAAUUGGGAAAAAAGGAAUUUUUAUUCUCCGUAUCACGAUAUGAAGAAUCGGUUUUAAAAAUAAUUACUGAUGUACUAGAUGUUAUUACUGCUCAUAUUAGCGGUCCUGACAUUUAUCUAAAAUGUUAUAAAAAUUUAUUAUAUUUAGUUGCUGGUCAUGCUAAAAUGGCUUUAGAUAAUUUUUUUAUGAUCGAACCCAUUCCAUAUCUACAUGAAUUUGAACAAAAAAUAAAAGGAUACGAUGAACUUAGACAAGAAAUUUGUAUUUUUCGAAACAAGAUUCCUUUGAACAUGAUAGAGAUUGACUGUAUCAUCGUAAAUGAUACUUUAAGACAAAUUCUUUACGAUCUUCGUAUGCAAAUCUGUGAUUACUUUGCAAAUGAAUUACGAUCCAAUAAUCGUGAAUUGUGUUCCGCUUUUGAUGUAAUAGCGGAAAAUAUUUCACAAAUGCCUGAAAAAACAAGAGAUGUCGUUGAGUUGUACAAUUAUUUGUGCGAAAGUCGAGAUACAACCAUGUUCAAUUUGAAAAGAAAAUUAUUACGUUCCAUAGAAUUAAUAUUAUUCCUUUUUGAUUAUCAUCCACUCACGGAUGAUGAUAUUUAUUUGAAUUCCCGAACUAUCACAUGGCCGAAAGAGAUGGAUAUCGUAAUGGAAUUAGCGAGUACGAGAUUAACUAUGAGAAAGGAUUAUCUGGAAGAAGUGUUGCGUAUAAGGCGGGAUAAUUUUGAUCAAAAAAUACGCGAGAUGCAAUUGGCGAUUGACCAAUUUAAAAGAAAGGAUCCGCCUGUAUUGACUAUAGAUGAAAUGGAAAUCGCAGUGGAAGAAGUUGAACGUCUUUCCAAAGGAAUGGAAGAAAUUAGGAAGGAAGUUGAAGAGAUCAACGAAGAGGAAGGGCUUUUAGAUAUGGAAUUAAGUCCAUAUUUGGUAAUUCCAAUAAUGUCAAUGUUAGUUAAUGCACUCGAUACUCUUUGGCACAUUGCAUUAAAUUUUCACAAGAACUACGAUCAAUGGUUCUAUGGACCAUUUUUCAAUCUCGACGCGGAUGACAUUAAAGACGAAGUUGACAACAUUUGGCGCAUAUUAUAUAAAUUGAUUCGUGUUCUUGCUGAUAUUCCCGGUGCACGAAAAAUUGCCGAAAUGGUCCGUGCAAAAGUGGAUAAAUUCAAGCAAUUUAUCCCACUUUUGCAAAUUAUAUGUACUCCUGGGUUACAAGAUCGACAUUGGAAUUUAAUAAGUCAAAUAAUACAUGUAGAUAUAAUAUUGACAGCUACGAGCAGUCUUUCGGACAUGGUAGACUUGGGAUUGUUACUUCAUAUAGCUAAACUUGAAGAAAUAGCUUCAGCUGCUAUCAAAGAGUAUACACUUCAACAAAGUUUGAAAAAGAUGAAGGAAGAAUGGGCAGAAAUUGAAUUUAAAUUUGUACCGUAUCGUGAAACUGGUGUUUUUAUAUUAACUGCUAUUGAUGAUAUUCAUCAAUUAUUGGACGAUCAUAUUUUGAAAGCUCAAACUAUGAGAAGUUCCCCCUUCAUAAAAGCUUUCGAAGAGGAAAUGCAAGUUUGGGAAAAUAAAUUGUUGUUGAUGCAAGACAUUAUCGAUCAAUGGUUGACGUGUCAAGCAACUUGGAUGUACUUAGAGCCUAUAUUUAGCAGUGAAGAUAUUGUACGCCAAAUGCCGACGGAAUCUAAGAAUUUUCGUAGAAUGGAUAAGAUUUGGCGUAAAAUUACAGCGUACGCUUACGAACAUACUUAUGUACUGAAAGUUACCGAUAUGCCAAAUAUAUUACAAGAAUUAACAUUAUGCAAUUCAUUAUUGGACGAGAUACAGAAAGGUUUGAAUGAAUAUCUCGAGAAGAAACGUUUAUUCUUUCCAAGAUUUUUCUUCCUAUCGAACGAUGAACUUUUGGAGAUAUUGUCUGAGACUAAAGAUCCUCAGAGAGUGCAGCCUCAUUUGAGGAAAUGUUUCGAAGGUAUUAGUAAAUUACGAUUCACCAAAGAUGAAGAAAUUAUUGGAAUGUUAUCGGCUGAGGAUGAAUAUGUCCCUCUUAGUGGAAAGAUUUAUCCAGCAGAUGCUAAAGGCAUGGUCGAGAGAUGGUUGUGUCAAGUCGAAGAACAAAUGAUAGCCUCUCUUCGAGAUAUUGCCGAGGAAAGUAUCAUCGCGUAUUUCGAUACUGCUAGAGAGGAAUGGAUAUUCGGUUGGCCUGGUCAAAUUGUCAUUUGUUGCAGUCAAAUACAUUGGACUAGCGAAGUUUGCGAAUCAUUCGAAAAUCGUACUACCGAGGAAUAUUUGGAGCAAUGCAAUCAUCAAAUUGAGAAAACAGUUACUAUAGUUAGAGGUAGACUGGACGCGGGCUCGAGGAUAACGAUAAACGCUUUAAUCGUGAUAGAUGUUCAUGCACGAGAUGUAGUGCAUCUGCUCAUUCAAAAAAAAGUAAACAACAUUAUGGAUUUUGAUUGGAUAUCACAGUUAAGAUAUUAUUGGGUAGAAGACAGCAUCAUCGUUUCGAUGAUUACAACCACAGUAGAGUAUGCGUUUGAAUAUCUUGGAAACACAUCAAGACUGGUGAUAACGCCAUUAACCGAUCGAUGUUACAGAACUUUAAUGAGUGCUUUAAAAUUAAAUCUAGGCGGUUCGCCCGAAGGCCCGGCAGGAACCGGUAAAACAGAAACGGCAAAAGAUCUCGCUAAAGCCGUUGCUAAGCAAUGUGUUGUUUUUAAUUGUUCCGAGGGGCUUGAUUUUCAAGCAAUGGGUAAAUUUUUUAAGGGACUCGCACAAUCGGGAGCGUGGUCCUGUUUCGAUGAAUUUAAUAGAAUAGACUUGGAAGUUCUGUCGGUAAUUGCUCAACAAAUUUUAACCAUUCAGAUGGCUAUAAGUGCAAAAUUGGAGAAAUUUGUAUUCGAAGGUACGGAAUUAAAGCUAAACCCUACCUGUUACGUUAUCAUAACGAUGAAUCCCGGUUAUGCCGGCCGUCAAGAACUGCCUGACAAUUUAAAAGUUCUUUUCCGCACAGUUGCGAUGAUGGUCCCAGAUUACGCUAUGAUAGGAGAGAUCACCUUGUACUCUUUUGGUUUUAUAGAUGCAAAAAAUCUGGCAGAGAAGAUUGUUCACACGUACAAAUUAUGCUCUGAACAAUUAAGUUCGCAAAAUCAUUACGAUUAUGGUAUGCGAGCUGUGAAGACUGUGCUUAUCGCGGCUGGAAACUUAAAGUUAAAGUACCCGCUGCAAAAUGAGUCUAUUUUGGUUCUUCAAGCGAUUAUCGACGUCAAUCUACCGAAAUUUUUGGCCCAAGAUAUUCCUUUGUUCAACGGAAUAUACACGGAUCUAUUUCCGGAUACCAUUUUACCACCUCCGCAUCGUGAAGAAUUAAUAGAGAUAAUUUUAAUUAUUUUAAACAAACGUAACCUUCAGCCCACGCCUUGGUAUAUAGAAAAAAUACUUCAAAUUUACGAGAUGCUAUUGGUACGUCAUGGCUUGAUGAUCGUAGGCCACACAUUAAGCGGAAAGACGCAAGCAUAUCAAGUUUUAGCCGAAUCGUUGGGCGAAUUAUCCGGUAGAAGGCGCGUUACUAUGAGAGAAUUUCCAACGAUUUACAAGAUAAUUAAUCCAAAAUCCAUUACUUUGGAUCAGCUUUAUGGCAGUUUUGAUCCGAUAUCGCACGAGUGGAGUGAUGGUGUUUUAGCCAAUAUUUUUAGAGAGUUUGCUCAAUCUAUAACGGUAGACCGGAAGUGGAUAGUUUUCGAUGGUCCCGUUGAUGCUGUAUGGAUCGAAAGUAUGAAUACAGUUCUCGAUGACAACAGGAAACUUUGUUUGAUGUCCGGAGAGAUUAUUCAAAUGUCACUUAAGAUGAAUAUGAUGUUUGAACCAGCUGAUUUGGAGCAUGCCUCGCCAGCUACCGUAAGCAGAUGCGGCAUGAUUUACAUGGAACCAUCCGAGCUUGGCUGGCAUGCCCUAUUUAAUUCGUAUAAAACAUAUCUUAGGAAUAAGUUACUUAUCGAACAGUACGAAUUGAUUGUAGAAUUGAUCGAGUGGUUAACCAAACCAGUCCUAUUUUUUAUACAUUUAUAUUGCAAAAUAUUUGUAGAGGUGUCAGAACUUCAUAUGUUUCUGUCUUUUACAAAACUUUUCACCGCAAUGUUGGAUGGAGAAGUACAAGUUAGUACAGUUUGGCUUCAAUGCGUUUUAUUAUUCAGCUUGGUUUGGGGAAUGUGUUCAACAUUAACAAGCGAUAGUAGAAAAAUGUUCGACGUUUAUUUAAGAAAAUUAUUACUUGGAAACGACGAAGAACAUCCUAAACCAAAAGCGUUUAAAUUAACGAAACAACAGAUCUUUCCUGACAAAGGAACCGUUUACGAUUGGAUAUAUGAUAAAAGAAAUAAUGGAACCUGGAUACCGUGGAUGGACACGAUAUUACAGGAGUCUUUGUUACCAGAUGUGAAAUCUGAAUUAAUCGUACCCACAAGCGAGGUAGUGAUCCAAUAUUUCUUCAUGAAAAAUCUUCUCCAUAGAUCAAUACCUAUUUUAUUUGUUGGACCAACUGGCACCGGGAAAUCCGUAAUUGUAUUAAAUUAUUUAGAAUUUCUACCCAGAGAUAAAUACAUUGAAAAUAUUAUAAAUUUGAGUGCUCGUACAACUGCAAAUCAAACUCAAGAGAUAGUAAUGUCAAAAUUAGACCGUAGAAGAAAGGGUGUGUACGGGCCGCAAAUGGGGAAGAAAUGCGUUUUGUUCGUCGAUGAUCUAAGUAUGCCAAUGAAAGAAAUAUAUGGGGCUCAGCCACCGAUCGAGCUCAUUCGCCAAUGGAUAGAUCAUGGCCAUUGGUACAAUCUAAAAGAUACAACGACGUUGUAUUUAGUGGACAUGUUUUUGAUUUCUGCCAUGCUACCACCUGGAGGAGGUUCGAACGUAGUCACGCCUCGAUUACUUCGACAUAUGCAAAUAAUUGGUAUCGAUUUUUUCGAAGAGGUGACAAUGAGCAAAAUAUUCUUUUCGAUUCUCGAGUCACAUUUCUCGAAAGGAUUUUUACCCGAAGUCUCAAGAUUGGGGAGAAUGAUUGUGAGUGCGACAAUGGACAUAUAUCUUGGCGCGAUACGAACGUUUCUACCAACCCCGGCAAAGAGUCAUUAUACUUUUAAUUUGCGGGAUUUUAGCCGCGUUAUCAAGGGUAUACUUUUGGUACCAGGCCCUAGAAUAAAGGAUCCGGAUAAAUUGAUUAGACUUUGGGUCCACGAAAUAUACAGGGUUUUUCAUGAUAGACUAAUAGAUUCGGCCGAUCGGGAAAAAUUGUUCACAAUGGUUCACUUUACUUGUUACGAUCAGUUGCGUCAACCGUUGGCAAAAGUACUCAGUAGACUGUUAAAAAAAGAAGAGAAAGAUGUUAAAAGUUCCCACAUACAAGAUCUGUUGUUCGGUAAUUACAUAGAUCCUGACGCUGUUCCCAAACUGUACGACGAGGUGGAAGACUUGUACGAUUUGCAACAAAAAAUGGAAUAUUAUUUAACGGAAUACAACAUGCUUUCUAAAACGCCAAUGCCGUUGGUUUUAUUCAGAUACGCUAUUGACCACGUUUCUCGAGUUUCUCGAAUAUUGCAGCAAGAAAAUGGCCAUGCUCUUCUAAUAGGAAUAGGUGGAUCGGGCAGAAGUUCUUGCGCUAAAUUAGCGACUUAUAUGAGCGAAUACGUGUUGUAUAAUAUAGAAAUUACCACGACUUACGAAUUUUCGGAAUGGAGAGAAGACGUGAAGAAUUUGUUGUUACGCGUGGGAUGCGAUGGAAAAUCUACCUCUUUCCUUUUCGGCGACCAUCAAAUCAAAGACGAAUUGUUCGUCGAAGAUAUAAAUAUGAUUUUAAACACGUCCGACGUGCCGAAUUUAUACGAUACCGAGGAAAAAGCUGAAAUUUUGGAUAAAAUGUCGACCAUAAUGCACGCUAUAGGAGGGAGAAAAGUCGAAGUCACUCCUAUGAUCCUUUAUAACUUAUUUCUCGAAAGGAUAAAGAAAUGCCUCCACUUGAUCUUAACAAUGUCUCCGAUAGGAGAUAAAUUUCGGAAUCGUUUGAGAAUGUUCCCUUCGCUGAUAAAUUGCUGCACCAUCGAUUGGUUUACCAUUUGGCCCGAGGAUGCCCUGGAAAAGGUAGCACGAGUUUCGUUACAAAAUAUCGAUAUUGGUAUGGAUUUACGAGAAAAAUGCGUUAGUAUGUCUCAAAAGUUCCAUACAAGUAUCUCGUUGGCUAGCGAAGAUUACUUUAACACGCAAGGUAGAAGGUAUUACGUAACACCGACGAGUUUCUUACAGCUUAUCAAAUCGUUUUGUCAGUUGUACGAUCGGAAAAUAGAAGAGAUCACCGCGCAACAAAGGCGGUACGAGAUGGGAUUGGAAAGGUUGGAUUUCGCAGCGAAGGAAAUAGCAUUAAUGAAGGAAGAACUUCAAGCGUUGCAGCCAAAAUUACUAGCGCAGUCGGAAUUGAGCAACCAGCUCAUGAUUAAAAUCGAACAGGACACUAUCAACAUCGAGGCGAGAAAAGAAGUCGUAGCCGCCGAGGAAGCUUUGGCGAACGAGGCUGCUGCCGCUGCGCAAGCUAUAAAAGACGAUUGCGAAAGCGAUUUGGCCGAAGCAACGCCCGCAUUGGAGGCUGCAUUGGCCGCGCUGGAUACUUUGAAACCAGCGGAUAUCAGUAUCGUACGAGCUAUGAAAGCUCCACCGGCAGGUGUAAGAUUGGUAAUGGAAGCUAUUUGCGUUUUAAAAGGGGUUAAACCUGAAAAAGUUACUGACCCGGCGACCGGCAAAGUUGUGGAAGAUUACUGGCCAGCUUCCAUAAGGAUAUUGGGCGACUUGAAGUUUCUCGACAGCUUGAAGAACUUCGACAAAGAUAAUAUACCACCGGCGUAUAUGAAAAUAAUUCGCGAGAAAUUUAUAAACGACAGAAGUUUUCAACCGGAGGCUAUCAAGAAAGUUUCGACAGCUUGCGAGGGUCUUUGCAAAUGGGUGCGAGCGAUCGAGGUUUACGAUCGGGUGAUUAAAGUCGUUAAGCCGAAACAAGUGAUGCUGGCAGAGGCUGAAGCUGCUCUUGCUAAACAAAUGGAAGCUUUGAACGCUAAAAGAGCCUUGCUUCUGGAAGUUACUCAGAAGUUGCAAGCGUUGAACGAUGAAUUUGUCGAAUGCAUGAAAGAAAAAAAGAAGCUCGAGGAUCAAAUUGAUUACUGCAUGAAAAAGUUGGAAAGGGCUGAAAAAUUGUUAGGCGGUUUAAGCGGAGAGAAACAGAGAUGGCAAGAAACAGCUAUUAUGCUAGGCGCAAGUCUGUAUAACGUCAUUGGAGAUGUUUUGUUAUCGUCGGGUGUGAUUGCUUAUUUCGGAGCUUUCACUAUAGAAUAUCGAAAUAAAUUAAUCGAGGAAUGGCAUAAAUCUUGCGUGGAAAUGAAAAUCCCGUGCAGAGACAAGUUCAAUUUAGUCGAUAUUUUGGGUAAAUCGGUGGAGAUCAGAGCGUGGAUAAUUUUUGGUUUGCCAGCGGAUCAUUUUUCCGUGGAGAACGCUAUAAUCGUGAAAAACGCGGAUCGAUGGCCGCUUAUGAUCGAUCCGCAAAACCAAGCAAAUAAAUGGGUAAAAAAUAUGGAGAAAGAAAAUAAUUUGAUGGUGAUUAAACUGUCUGAUCCAAACUACGUGAAAAUAGUAGACACCGCUAUACAGAUUGGCAUACCUGUUUUGUUGGAAAAUAUUUUUGAAGAGAUAGACGCGAUAUUAGAACCUGUGCUUCUCAAAAACAUUUAUAAAGAACGUGGUGUUUUAUAUAUAAAAUUUGGAGAACAUGUUAUCGAAUAUGAUCCUAAUUUCCGAUUUUAUAUUACAACGCGUUUAAGAAAUCCACAUUAUUUGCCGGAAAUAGUUGUGAAAGUUACGUUGUUAAAUUUUAUGAUUACACCUCAAGGACUUAAGGAUCAAUUGUUAGGUAUCGUCGUAGCCAGAGAAUUGCCUAUUCUCGAAGAACGAAAGAACCAAUUAAUCGUGGAGGAAGCAAAUAACAAAAGAAUAUUGGAGGAAAUAGAGAAUAAAAUUUUAGAAGUUUUGUCUGUAUCGGAAGGCAAUAUUCUGGAGGAUGAAACGGCUAUUACGAUCUUGUCAACUUCGAAGAGACUGGCGGAAGAGAUCGAAGCUAAGCAAAAAAUAGCUGCCAAUACGGCAUUAGAAAUUGAUUUCGCUCGUGGUAAAUAUAAACCCGCUUCUGAGCAUGGCUCUGUUUUAUUUUUUUGUAUUUCCGAAUUGGCGAAUAUCGAUCCUAUGUACCAGUACUCUUUACCGUGGUUCAUUCACUUGUAUGAAAUGUCGAUAGCUAAAAGUGAACAUAGCGAUGAUCUCGAGAUCCGAAUAAAAAGCUUAAAUACGUAUUUUACAGCUAGUAUUUACAGAAACGUGUGUCGUUCUUUAUUCGAAAAGGAUAAAUUGAUAUUUUCUUUCGUUUUAUGUAUCGGUCUUUUACGCGCUGAUAAUAAACUCGAAGAAGAUCUUUGCACAUUUUUAUUAGCGGGUGAUGUAAUUCUGGAUAAUCCUUAUCCUAAUCCUGAUCCUUCUUGGUUAAGCGAUAAAUCUUGGGCCGAUGUAGUUAGAGCUACAAAUUUGCCUAACGUUGAAAAAUUAAAAGAAUCUUUCGAGAAGCAAACAUCGAAAUGGAAACUUUAUUUCGACUCGGUUAAUCCCCAAGAGGAGAUUAUGCCAUAUCCGUAUCAGGAUGAGACCGAGACUUUGAGAAAAUUGGUCAUACUUAAAUGCGUAAGGCCAGAUAAAAUUGUGGUCGCUGUGCGAAUGUUUGUCGCGCAUAAUAUGGAUCGUUCUUUCAUAGAACCCCCACCUUUUAAUCUUCAAGCAUGUUACAACGAUUCUACCAACGUGACCCCUCUUAUUUUUAUUCUUUCUCCUGGAUCUGAUCCAAUGGCGAGUUUAAUCAAAUUUGCAGAAGAUUAUGGGAUAUCAAAAGAGCAUUUAAUGACUAUAUCAUUGGGCCAAGGUCAGGGUCCUAUAGCUGUAAAUAUGAUAAAUAAAGGGAUACAAACCGGAGAAUGGGUAGUUCUUCAAAAUUGUCACUUGGCAAUUUCUUGGAUGAAAGAAUUGGACGCAAUUUGCGAUGAAGUUAUUACACCAGAGAAUACGCAUAAUAAAUUUCGAUUAUGGUUAACCAGCUAUCCAUCGAAGGAUUUUCCAAUUUCUAUUUUGCAAAAUGCAGUCAAAAUGACUAACGAACCACCAAAAGGAUUGAAGAGUAAUUUAUUGAGGAGUUAUAUGAACGAUCCAAUAUCGGAUACAGUUUUCUUUAAUCUUUGUACUAAAAUAACUCAUUGGAGGAGCUUACUUUUUGCUCUAUGCGUUUUUCACGCAGUUAUUCAAGAAAGACGUAAUUUUGGACCAUUGGGUUGGAACAUUCCUUAUGAAUUCAAUGAAUCAGAUCUUCGUAUUAGUAUUUUACAAUUGCAACUAUUUUUAGACGAUUAUGAAGAUGUACCAUUUGACGCACUUCUUUAUUUAACUGGUGAAUGCAAUUACGGUGGUCGUGUGACUGAUGAUAAAGAUAGACGUUUGUUAAAUACGUUAUUGCGAGAAUAUUACAAUGAGGAAGUUCUUAUCAAUCCACAAUAUUGUUUUUCACCAAGUUGUAUAUACCGUUUACCAGAAAAUACUGAUCAUCACGGAUGUUUAGAUUAUAUUAGUAAUCUACCUAUUACUCAACAACCAGAAGUAUUUGGUUUACAUGAAAAUGCAGAUAUAACAAAAGAUAAUCACGAAUCAUUGCAAUUACUUAGAGGAGCUUUGUUGACACAACCGCAUAUUAUUGGUGUGGGAGUUGAAAGAGAUAUCGACGAAAUGGUUUAUAAUUUAUGCGAUGAUAUUUCAUCGAAAUUAAAGAUAAAAUUUGAUAUUAUAGCAGUAGCUAAAAAAUAUCCAGUACUUUAUAUAAAUAGUAUGAACACGGUUCUGCGUCAAGAACUUAUUAAAUUCAAUCAUCUUGUUGAUACGAUUAAAAUAACAUUAGCUGAUGUACAAAAAGCCAUUAAAGGAUUAACUUUGAUGUCCUUUGAAUUAGAAGAAAUUUUUUCGAGUAUGAGUAUCGGUAAAGUGCCGCUUACUUGGAAUAAAGUGUCUUAUCCUUCUCUAAAACCGUUAGGAAGUUAUAUCAAUGAUUUAAUAGACAGAUUAAACUUUUUUCAAAAUUGGAUUGAUUAUGAUGCACCAAUUGUAUUUUGGAUAUCUGGAUUUUUUUUCACGCAAUCUUUUCUUACGGGUGCUUUACAAAAUUAUGCCCGCAGACAUAAAAUUCCAAUUGAUAAAUUAGAUUUUGAAUUUGAAGUAACCGAGUUUGAGACUGAUAUCGACAUAGCACCAUCUUAUGGCGUUUACAUAAAAGGUCUAUAUAUGGAAGGAGCAAGAUGGAAUAGAGAGAUAAAAGAAAUCGAUGAAUCUAAACCGAAAGUAAUGUUUGAUCUUCUUCCUAUAAUAUGGUUGAAACCUGGUAUAAAAGCUGAAUUUAUUAUUGAAUUCAUGUAUCAUUGUCCUGUAUAUAAAACAAGUGAAAGGCGUGGUGUUUUAGCUACUACUGGUCAUUCUUCUAAUUUUGUACUAUAUAUUUUGCUCCCGACGAAAGUCAAAGAAUCUCAUUGGAUUAAAAGAGGAGUAGCUUGCUUAUGUCAAUUAGACGAUUGAAUUAUCAAGAAAAAAAAACAUAAUUUACAAUCAAUUUUAUCGAUAUAUAUGUCAAAAUAAUAUUAAAUUAAAAAAUUAUACAUAUAGAAAGAUAUAUAAUAUAAAAAAAUAUUUUUGUUUUAAUUAUUUUUCUAAAAUUGAUCUGCUAUUUUAUAUAUUUAUAAAUAUUUUAUAUGAUUCUUUUAUCUCUUUUUAUAUCCGAUGGAUAUAUGAUAUAAUAAUGUACUAACACAGUUUAUUUGAAAUAAAAAAUUUAUACACUGUUUCUCAAAUGGAUUAUAAAAUAAAUAUAAGGAUAAAUGUCAUAAGAAUAAAAUAUAUUCAUGCAACAUAUAUAUUUUCAAUAGAUAUUAUUAAAUAUAAUCUGUAUAUAUAUAUAUUAUUGUUAUUAUAUAAAAAUUUUUAAGUUUUAAUGUGUUUCUUAUCGAACAUAUUAAAUCAGAUAAAUAAUUUUUUCAAAGUAAUUUAAUCUUCAAGAUAUGUAACUCCAAUCUGUUUUCGAAUCUCAUCUUCUAAUUGUGCAAUUAAUAAAGAGAGAUUAUGUGGUAC
This is a messenger RNA of Apis cerana (Asiatic honeybee), 14604 nucleotides long. RefSeq names its product dynein heavy chain 3, axonemal (gene Dnah3). Gene Ontology annotation, biological process: microtubule-based movement. The record is from RefSeq and is a predicted model, not a curated record. Gene Ontology annotation, cellular component: dynein complex. NCBI's taxonomy places the organism in Eukaryota, Metazoa, Arthropoda, Insecta, Hymenoptera, Apidae. Gene Ontology annotation, molecular function: ATP hydrolysis activity; minus-end-directed microtubule motor activity; dynein light intermediate chain binding.